AGCUGAGGAUACUACACAUGUCAUCAUCAACAGCUUCAGAAUCUCAGGGUCUAUUGUGGUCAGCGUAUCCUGCCACAGAAGAACGGUAAGAUGAGCCACACAAUGGACUGCACGUAUGGAACAACAUUGCGAACAUAGGUCAGGUUCCUGUGGAGGGAGGAAGAGAAGCAGAGGGGGCUGGUUCCCAGGUCUCAUAGACCCUCAUGGACACCAUGUCAGAAGCCAGAUUACACACGCGGCAGAGGAGCAGCUACCGUGGUCAGGAGAACAGCCUGUGGUCCUCAGGCUUUGGAACGAAGUUGGAGGCUGUCACCCCAUUUCUGGGGAAAUAUCGCCCCUUUGUGGGUCGCUGCUGCCAGACCUGUACCCCCAAGAGCUGGGUGCUGCAGCAGAUGCCCAGCCCUGCAGGCCCCAGGCUCCAGCUGUCCCCUGCAUUUGCCAGCCGGGACAGCCAGGAAAGGCUGGAACAGUUCAUCCGGCAGUUCAUCUGUAGCUGAACUGUGGGGCGAGCCCAUGCUGACUUCUCAGCCCGGAACACGGUGCACCCUCAGCCAGAGUCCCUGAGCAGGACUCUGAGUGGUUUUGAGAUUCGAUUGUCCCUUGUCAUCUUGCUGUGUCCAUCCUUUGGUAUAAUAAACA
Tupaia belangeri chinensis (Chinese tree shrew) is the source of this 639-nucleotide messenger RNA. Its product is annotated as glycerol-3-phosphate acyltransferase 2, mitochondrial-like. The transcript has 5 exons. Lineage: Eukaryota; Metazoa; Chordata; Mammalia; Scandentia; Tupaiidae. The record is from RefSeq and is a predicted model, not a curated record. The coding region runs from base 204 to 497 and encodes 97 amino acids.